AUGCGACUCUUAUUUCUGCUCCCUCUGGUAAUGAACUUAUGUUGUUGCCACCCUGCUUCAGUGUUUAUAAAGAGGAAGGUGGCUCAUGGAGUCCUCACUCGUAUAAAGCGGGCAAACUCAAAUUGGUUUGAAGAGCUGAAGGUGGGUGAUCUGGAGAGGGAGUGCAUCGAGGAGAAAUGUUCUUACGAGGAGGCCAGAGAGGUGUUUGAACACACAGAAGUAACGAAUGAAUUCUGGAGCAACUACAAUGUAAAAAACUUCUGUCAGUCAAACCCAUGCAAGAACAAUGGUACCUGCACACAGAAAAAAGAAUCCUAUUCAUGCCUGUGUCUGGCAGGUUUUCAUGGGCGUAACUGCGAACAUGUGGUUCAAAAUACUACUCCUGACUCUUGCUUCAGUAAUAAUGGAGAAUGUGAACAUUUUUGUGAGGAGGGACCAGAGAGACGUAACUGUUCCUGUGCCGACGGGUACUUCCUUGGGACGGACAGGCAAAGCUGUCUGACACAUGAGACAUUUCCUUGUGGUAAAGUGCCACUUCUCAAUGCCAACAUCACCAGGAAAAAUGUAGAGCAUGACCAAAGGGCUCGAAUAGUAGGAGGGACAGAAUGUCCUCGAGGACACUGUCCAUGGCAGGUCUUGCUAAAGUAUGGUGAAAAGGGCUUCUGUGGUGGUGUGAUCUAUAAGCCUACAUGGAUCCUCACAGCCUCUCAUUGUUUAGAAAAUCUUGAAAUCAAGUUUCUCAAGAUAGUUGCAGGUGAACAUGACCUUGACAUGAUCGAAGGUUCGGAACAAGUUAUAGAAGUGGAGGAGAUGAUUAUGCACCCCAAAUACGACGUAUCAACAACAGAUAAUGACAUUGCCCUCCUCCGUCUCCGCCGUCCUAUCGUCUACAAUACGUACGCAGUACCUGUGUGCCUCCCUCAAAAAUUAAUGGCAGAACAAGAGCUGUGGAGAGUCCGCUUACACACCGUGAGUGGAUGGGGACAACGCUCUGAGAAUGGUCCGACAUCACGAUAUCUCCGGAGGCUCAAUGUGCCCCGUAUCUACACUGAAAACUGUAAGAAGGAAAGCAAUGUCUCGCUAACCUUGAACAUGUUCUGUGCUGGCUACUUCAAGGGCAAGGAGGACUCGUGUAAAGGGGACAGCGGUGGACCUCUCGUCACCUCUUUCGGGAACACCACAUUUCUCCUGGGCAUUGUGAGCUGGGGCAAAGGAUGCGCCCGCCCGGGUCAGUACGGCAUAUACACACGUGUGUCCAAUUACGUGGAUUGGAUCCACAAACACACAUCAGCUCUCAAGUCAGCAAAUGGAAGCGUGGUAGCGGGGUCAGUGGAAAAGACUGUCUAA
This is a messenger RNA of Neoarius graeffei (lesser salmon catfish), 1347 nucleotides long. It is a transcript of the gene f7, whose product is annotated as coagulation factor VII. NCBI's taxonomy places the organism in Eukaryota, Metazoa, Chordata, Actinopteri, Siluriformes, Ariidae. Bases 1 to 1347 code for a protein of 448 amino acids. Gene Ontology annotation, biological process: proteolysis; blood coagulation. Gene Ontology annotation, cellular component: extracellular region. Gene Ontology annotation, molecular function: serine-type endopeptidase activity; calcium ion binding. The transcript is spliced from 8 exons. The record is from RefSeq and is a predicted model, not a curated record.